AUGAAGGAAAUUGUCAUAUCCUUUACCCUGUUAAUCGCAUUUUCAUUAAAUGCCAACGUCCAAACAAAAGGAACAAAAGGUAGGUCCUACCAAGAUUUAAUCGUUUUCGUCGACACUCUGUCAGUUGAACUAGUAUGUACUUUUACUUAAUUUCUUUUGACGAGAAAGAAACUUCUAUAAAACUUGUCGAUACACAUGCUACUUGUUGACUUCCACUCAAUUUGUUCCCAACUAGAAUGAUUAAACAAAAUACUACAUUAUGUAGUUUUAUAUGUGAUGACCGAAAUGAUGUCAACAUCGCAUCGUAUUAAUUGAAAGCUAAGAAAGAUACUUGUUAAAAAGUUGUGCAUGCAUGUAAUUACAUUCUUGAAAAUGUCAGCAAACAAAAAGUAACUGUUCGCUUUGACGAGAAUGGUCAUUAACUCUAAUUUGUUGUCGUCCAUGAGGUUAUCAUAAACCUAAGAGAUGGGUAAGACCAAUAGUGCACAGACCAAUUAAACACCAACACGUCAGAUCCAAUCACAAGAAACACGACGUGCUCACGUUAGCAGCUCCGCCGAGCGUGGUUUCCGUCCUUCCCUCUACGCGCACUAUGACCCUUAUGCCAAACGGUGUACCAACCGCUGCGGGUGAAUACGUUCAGCAUUUGAUGCACCAUCACCCGCUCAAUAUACCCGUGUACCACGGUGGAGACGGUGUUUAUCCAGUUCAUGUACCAGAACACUUUGGACCACUUGGACCGUUUGGACACCAUCGAUUUUACAGGCACCGCUUGUGGCCCAGUUUUGGAUAUGGUGUUAAUUAUCCUUACGCACAUGGCUUUGUAUCUGGUCCUUGGUACGGUCCGCUACCUGGGCAUGCCUUCGGAUAUGGAUACCACCGCCAUUAUGGACGUAGACCACCCUGGAGACAUCGAACAGCUGGUUUUUGGUAUGGAUUAGGACAUGGGAGUGACCGUAGAGGAUUCUUUCAUAGGCAUGGGUAUAGCCGUAGGGAUGGUACGUUAUCAAUAAAAAUGAUAAUUGACUUCAUUUAAGGAAGUCUCCGCGGACCUGCCAAAUUUGUGGUCGUUCUCAAAUGCCUGAUAGCAUAGCAAUUUGACUGGAAAAUGACGGACGCAGAGCUUGGAGUAAAAACUGUUGAUCCGUGACGCCAUUUUAGUAGGAUACUUUUUAGACCAUUUAAAUUUGAGAUCCCCCGCUUAACGUUACAGACAAUUAGGGGAAGGGGACAUUUAAGGGGAAAGGGGCAAGGGGCUGGGAAAAGGCACUUAACGUUAGUGCGGAUCAUUUUUGAACAAAAGAAAACUCAUAACAGUUUCAUGUUUCUUACAUCAGCUUAGAGAAUACAUCUUACAUCACGGUGGUCGUGACGUUAUCAAAAAAAACCAGGUAACCUUAAAGAAGUGUACGUGGACGUUAAGGACGGGUGGGGGGGGGGGGGGGGGGGGGGGGGGACCUUAAAGGAAAGUUUGGGGGAAGGGGGGGAUAAGGGAAAAGGGAAAAAUAGGGAAUUUUAAAAAAAAAACUACCGGAAAAAAACACCCCCGAAUAAAGCUCAAUUGUUUAAUUAAAAAUAAAAUGAGCAAAAAAAAAAAUCUUUUUUUUAAAAAAAUCAAAUGAGCCAAAAAAACAAUUUUUUUAAUGUAAAUAAAGAUGCACAGAGAGACGCAGACACAUCAUUUGCUAUGAAAGGUAGGAUGAGGUUUAAAAACGUACGCAGAAGAAAAAUAAAAAGUGUCUGGUCUAGAAUAGAGGUGGGGAGUGUGCAGGGGGGGCCGGGGGUGACCUUAACGUAAAGUUGACGUGAAGUCGGGACUAAGUGAAUAGGUAAUACUAGCGAAUUUAGAAGACAGAUCUACCGGUAAACAGACUCCUCGAUUAAUGCUCAAUUGUGUAAUUACAAGUAAUAUGAGCAACAAAGAAAGUCUUUCUUGUAAAUACAUCAAAUGAGCCAUACAAGUCAUGUGUUUACUGUGAACGAAGCAGAUGAACCAUCAGGUGUAAAUUAUAUAAUAUUUAUUAUGAAUUACUGGUUAAAAUACGAACUCACAUUUGAACUAUCAGCCCUUUGAUUAGCUUAAUUGGAUAUCUGAAAUGGUUGACCAAUUAUCCAAAUAAUCGGAAGACGCCAAUGACAUUGUUUAAGCUCCGGUAUUGCUUCCCUGAAUUCAAUAUGCGGAGCCUCUGAUAUACAGUUCAGAUCAGUUCAAGAUAUUUUAAAAAGCAGUCUUGAUAGUAGAGGCCCACUGUGACAUUAUGGAGUUUCGUUAUUGACCAGAGAAAUAACGUCGGUUUCAGUUCUUUUAUCUCAGUACUCUUUGAAAUGAAACAACUUUUCCCCACAGGAAACUGGUGGUUUAAUCCAAUAACAGGCUGGUAUCCUUACUCAUUUGACCAUAGCGUGGAUUUGCGUGGCGAUAACGGCCCAGAAACAAUGUUUUUUGAAAGAAGUCUUGUGCGUAAGUCAAUUUAAAUUGUUCUUAAUAAUAGGCACUAAAAAUCCAUUUCGCCUAAUUUACAGAAACUGUGUUUUUUCAGCAUUAUUUUUCCAAUAAAGUUUAAUGUAAAUUAAAAACUAAAUUAAUAAAUAAGAAACUGAUCAAGAAAGAAUUCGUACAGUGCAAAAAAACCAGAAUGAAGAUAUGAUCGUCGCGGUGGUAAUUGCAAUUUAAGCAACUGUAAAUUAAACGUACCCGAAAAAAAUUUUGGGACUUCAACGGGAUUCAAACUUUUGGCCUCUAGGUUAGCUCUAGCUCAUGGCUCAAUUAAGAGCACUGCAGCUCUAACGCAGAGGCCAAGGGUUCCAAUCCCAUUGAUGCCCCGAAAUUUUUUGGGGGUUAAUUUGCAAUUGCUUAAAUUGCAAUUAAAACUACGACGACCAUAUCCUCAUUUAAAAUUUGUAUUUCCGCAAUUCACAUCAUCUUCAUUUAUACCGUGAAUGUGAGACAAACGACUUAGUACUUGUCUUUAACUUAAACAACUUUUCUUUUUUUUCUCAGCAACCUCCCACAAAGGUUCUAGAGUUCAUGCAAAAGUAAAAAGGGGGCGCAUGACUGAAACUGGAAGAAAUGGAGAAAAAAUGAAGAGACUGCGUGUGGUGUAUCCAGCCCGACACCGCCAAGUGCAUCAUGGAUCCGCAAUAGGGCGCAAGCUUAUUCCAUUUGGGUUUCGUAUUCAGCGUUACAAAUUAAGCUUGAUUCCGUUUAAGAGGAAGCUAAAGCGACCAAGUGAAUUUCAGAAAUUCAAAAAUGCUCUCAAAAAGUCUUUCAAACUAUCACUGAAAAAUUCACUUAAAAAGCCAGUUCAAAAUACUUUCAAAAAGUCGAUUCGCAAGUCUAGGAAGAUAGCUGGCUUGAAAAGACAUUAAGGUAUUUUUAAUAAGGGUUCUACACUCUGGAAUAUGAAUCUUUUGUGUAUUUUUAUAAUUGUCUCUUUUUCUAAAUGUUUCUUGUCAAACGGGCUGUGUCACGACCAGCUAUUUCAUUUUGUUGAUCAUGCCAGUUACGCGUCCAACCUCACUCCCAGGAUUCUCUCCUUCCCGUCCCUACUGAGCGACGGGUAGAAAAAGAAACCUGGGAACGAGGUUGUUACGCGUCCUUAUUCGCUUGAAACUAAAGAUGUUACAGCUUUCUGUCAAACAAAUAUGUCUCCCAAGCAUUAUAUCAAACGUUACAAACAACAAAACUUAACUUUGAAAAAAAAUACUAGGCUAACAUCUUUUGAAACCACAAUUGCAAUCCGUUUCAAUCUUCUUCAAGUUUGUUUAUCCAUGCUUCCUUUUGUAUUUACUGUGUCAUUUAUUCCUUCUUUAAAUGUUUUGAGCGGCGGUCAUUUAUGUUGGAGGCAGUUGCCACCAAGAGAGGAUUGAAUUUUGAUGAAUUUCAUGACACAGCUCUUUUAAGAAAGUGCAUAAUUUGACUUUUUUUUUCUACACGAACCAGUUACGUCUAGGCAUUUUUUCCUUAACUUGCCCAAGAUUUAUUUUGUAUUGAAACAGAAUUUUUAAAGGUCAAACAAACCUGUGGCAUGUGAGGUUGUCAACCAUUUACAAGUGUGGACAAGGAAAAAAUACUUCAAGAAACAUUUUGCCCAUAAAUUUUUUUCACAGUUCAGUCAAAUUAACACAAGAGACAGGACAUUAUUUUCUUCCCGAUAUGAAUUAGCUAUGAGUUACAUCUUGUGUUUUGGUUUACUCCUUGACUUAACUUACGUUUACACGAUCCUUUGGGGAAAUGUGUAUUGUUCUUCCCAGAAUGAUUUACCUUGUUGUUCGGGACGAGAACAUCAACCAUACAAACAAUUGAAAAACAAGAAAAAGCAAAAUAAAAAUGCAUGAGAACUCGCCCUCGGACGGGAUCAUCUAUGUAAACAGGCCAAAAACUCAAAGGCUUGACUUACUUCCUCUGUAGCUCUUCACACCUAGGCGGUAUUCCCUUAAAUUCAAUUCCAAUGAUAAGAUGAAUUGCAUCCUGCUGCUAUCACGAAGUCUGGCUUCUUCGAUUACCAUUCAAUAUCUUAAGCACCAAAAAGGUUUUCCACGAGGCAAAACUCUGAUCGAUAUUUCAGUCUUUUUAGACUGCGAGCAGUCUCUCUUUUUCUUCAGAUUUAGUAAGGGGAGUGCAUGCGCGCGCGAAGUUAGGGUUAGUUAAGUCACGCGCGUGGUCAUUUGCGCGUCUCGGGCGUUUUGCUCGACAGACCAAGAAAAAAGAGAGACUGCUCGUAGUCUACCGUCUUUUUGGAUUAUAUCUUUAAUUAUCAUAAAUAUACCAAAAAUUUGGAUCGCUUUAAUCAGAAGAUGGAAAAUGUAAAAGGGGACACCACCUAACUACAGAAUUAUAAUCUCAAACUAAAAUCAGAAAUCAAUGUAAAACUAAUCAAAGUUCAUGUAACUAUAACCUCAAACAAUGAUCUAAAUUAAAUAUACUUCGCACCGAAACUGCGUAUGUCCUUAAUCCAUUAUACUACUUCGCGAAGUUAAUAUCCUAUUUGAGCCAUUUCUUAGCUUCCACGAAAUAACUGACGAGUGAUUCUAUGGCUUAGCUGUGACAAAACAAUUUUAAUUACCAAUAAAAACAGAAGUUGUGGCUUAUCCUAGCUUUGCCCCAUACUCUUCCGCAUGUUAGUUAGCGAAUCCGACCAAUUUCAAAACCCAGAAGGUCUUGGGUUCAAGUCUGUUAGAGUUUUCUUUGUCCAAUAAUCGUGUAGGCUCGAUUUCCGCCGUCUCUCGGAUCCGGUCUUUGAUCCUCCCCGAAGCUCUUUCGAGGGGAUGAUUGCGGGCUCAUUUUUCCGAACAGCGGCUGGUAAUAAUCGUGAGGAUUGUGUCAAUAGUGGCAAACCGUGCUGUCGCUUUGGUCCAUAAAAGAGUGUUUUACAUUCUCUUAUAACGUCCUUUUUUACACAAUAAUUCUUUUAUGUCAUGACCGCACUUUCAACGUUUCAAAUUUUGCAUUAUUUAAAGAGAAACUUCAGGGAAUAUGGCUUCUGUUCGUCCGUCAAUCUUCCUAACAAAACAGCGGUGAAUAGUCAAAAAAUCAUGAGUUAAAUGCAACCUCUCCUAACAACAUGCCUUUCGUCAUGUGGCAAUCUUCCGUUCUGUAGUCCUAUCCAAGCUAGCUUAGACGAUUUUGACGCAGCAAUAUAUCCAAGCUGAUGGGAAGCGCACGCCUUAGGAAAAAUUUUGUUUCGAUGAUGGUUCGCUCGCAGGGGAGUCGUAAUUCGUAUCUGGAAUAUGUCCUGCAGCUGACUUAACACCAUAGAGCAAAGUGCUGAGGACACAGGUCUGAUAGGCUUUCAGUUUAGUGUUGUAGGUCGGCUGAUUAUUUGAAUACGUGGCCCUUGUCAAUCAAAGUAUGGAUUAUGUGAAUAACUUGGCUUUCUCGACAUUCAUUACCAGAAAUUUAAGACAAAAUGGCGGACGCCCAGACUCGACCCAGACCUUCUGCUCUCUAAGAAUGGCCGCCGAUCGUUAUAGUCUUUACAUACCUCUUUUAACUUCUUCACCUUUAAAGUCUAGACUUCAUCGUGUGUGCUGUAAACGGCUGGAGAUUUACAUUUCACAUGCAUGGUAUAGUUUAUUUACGGUAGUUUUGGUCUCUCGAAAGUAAAGUUCGCCAACGGGCCGCAAACAACACAUUUUACGAACGGCUGUUACAGUUCCUUGAACUCUCUAAUUCUUUCAAAAAAGCUUAGAGGUGCCUACCUUCUCUCCACAUUUUAGAACAUUUCGUUGAUGUGAAUCCUUGGUGCCGACCUUUCUAAUCAUCGAUCGAUGUUCAAACUUUAAAACGUGUUAAAAAUCAGCCUUGAUCCAUUCCCCAAAUGGCCGCAAAAUUUGCGAUAAAAGAGGUAAAAAUACAUCCAUUCCUGCGAUAAAAGCGGCACAAAAUGCACCACUGCGCUUAUUAUUCCUUGUGAAAAGUAGGGUUUCUGUCUCCAGUUUGUUUUGAUCGCCAUCUUUACAGGAAUGUACUUCAUAUAUGAUUAUUAUUAUACAGAAUAUCGCUGGCUAAGUGUACUGUGGGCCCUGAUUUUUGAAAAUUAUUCAAGUCACGCAUGAAACGAAGUUGUUUCUUCUCUCUAAAAUCGUCAUUCGAACAGGAGCCCGGACUCUAGUUUCCCCUUUUUCAUUCUCCCUUGUAUUGAUUACCUCAAAAAAGAAAUUAAAUUGAUUCAGAUCCUUUGAUAGUGUGUCAUUUCAGUCCUUGUUUUUUCUACGUACUGCUUUCUUUAUGCCGCCACCUUGAUAAUUUGAAACCGCGUGCCAAAUACUUCGCGGGCGCAAAAUGUCGCCGAUUUCUGGUAAUGCCUAGUAGCCUAGCUGGUUCGAGAUAGCCCACCAGUCAGUCGCGGAUUGUUACGUACUAUUUACUGUUUUUUUUGUUUGUCCCAUGCUUGUUAUCACAAACACCACACCUACCCUACUUUUUUCAUUUCAAGACUAAGCUAGAAGUUUAUUAUCUUUUCUUUUAACACGCCCCUUAUGUUGGUUUAAUGGACUGUUUUCUUCUAUUUUCCAAAUAUCGGGUACCAGUUGCACAUGCUUCUGAAUAUAAAACAAACAGGUUGUUUAAAGCAUAGCUAAUCUUUUGUUGGACGUAUCUUGUCCAUUUUGAAUGAGUUGAUCAAACAGACAAGAGUUUUUAUUGACUUUACAGGUAAUCACUCCUUAUCAGAAAUCACAUACUGCUGCAGUUUGAGACAGAGCAGGUAUGUUCUGACUUCUGUCCUUUAUUUUACAUCCCUCAGACGUUGAUGUUUCAGACAAAAGCGAAAAGUAAACUAAACACUUAACAGUAGUAAAAUCAUCCAUUAAAACGGCAUUUUGAUUACUAUGUUGAGUAAAAAUUUAUCUCCUUAAAGUUUUAUCUAUCAAAGCAGCAAACUGUUUAGUCUUUUCGUUAUGCGAGUGUUUGAUUCUCAAUUACCAUCCACCUGUAUACGUUUUUACGAAAUAAAAUGAAUCAAACCUUUACUUCGCCAAAAUCAGCACUUGGUGUACUGUUAAUCGUCUGAGAGUAUUACUUCUUUCAACUUCAGAAUGCAUGUGUAUUAUAUUUCGUUUCUGAUCCAAAAACUAUUCAAUUGAAUAAGUCCUCGUCUUGACAGCGAUAAACAACGACAAGAUUGAGUAAAUCAAAUGAUGUUUCGAUGAAUUUUCAAUCAUGACAAAUAUAAUUUGUUUAGCCUUCACUAGUUGUUUAAUUAAAAGUAAUCACCUUAUAAUCAACCGUUUCAAUAUUUUUAGACGUUCAACUUUGACCAUUUUUUUAACGGAAACUAUGGUGUGAUUUUAGUGUGAAAGUUUUGAUUGAUACCUACAACACUUAACAAGGAAUAUACCAUUCUAACACACUGCAUUUGGUUUACUUUUAGGUAGUCAAGUCAAUGCUUUCUUCUUUACUGUUUCACGGAUUUUCGCUGUCAUGAAAAGCAUGAACGUCAUAUUUUUUUUGCUAUUGCUAUGUUACAUUGUUAGAAGUGACUGCUCUCUGACGAAAGGUAAGCCGUCGAGGAGGGAAAGUUAUGUUUGUUUCAAGCUUUCAAGUGAAAUUGUAGGGCCCUUGCAGGAAAAUUUCUCCUUGUUUGGGCAGUUACUUUUAAAGAACUGAGCUGCUCUUUUUUUACACUUAACUUGAAAAACAACAGACCAGGGGACUAUUUUUUUUUACCGUCUUAUUUGUCAGUUCUUCACAUAGAAUGACAGUAGCGAUUUUGACCUUUCGCUUACGAUUUCCCCCACGAUCUGACCAACAACAUCGAGGUAUAAGCUAUAUUCUUACCUCCUUAUUAGGUAUUACGAAAACACCAAGGAACUCCAGUCACAUAAGUAACAUAGUAAAGAAGCAGCAAGUGCUCGUACCACUUGGAAAUUUUGCAGCUUCCAACUUUGGUCCAGCGGUCGCAAUGUCACCGAUGUUUCACUUAGAAGGGACAAACGAACUCGCUUCUUUAAAAGAACCUUCAACUGUCCUCUUAAACGGCAACGACCAGGCAACUCCCUAUAUUGUUCCAGUGAACAGUCGCCAAAUGAACGACUUUGAAGAACAUUUACCAGAAGCUCCACUUGAAGAAAACAACUUCAGCACAGAUUCGUCUUUGUUCGACACCGAUGAGAUGGAAAGCUUUAGAGAUAGUGCUGAAGAUAAAGAAGAUGCUAACAAAGGCGAUGUGGCUUUUACAGGCGAUGAAGAUCAAACAACAUCUUAUGAUGCCGGAUACUUGAACCAGUCUUCUGAAGAAGACGAAUCAGAGCCAUCCCGCGCCAUGGUGGAGUAUAAGAACUAUGACAGUAAUUAUAUGUCAAAUGCUGAUAGUCAAGGUCUUCCAACUCUUUCCUCUAUAAUUGCUUCUAGACUAAAAGCGAAAGAUGCAUUAAGUUCCUUUGGUUUAGGCCAUUCUGCCACUAGUAUCUCAAACUAUGCAAUGAUGGCUAAACAGCUUUCAAAAAAUAAACACCUCGCAGUUGAAAAUCCUCUUGAGCUCCAUUCUGUAACGACAGCAACAAAGAAAGACAAUUCCACCAAUGUCGAUAUGACUGCUGAUGAAGGCGACGACAGAAAGAGCGACGAUGCUAAGAAAAAACAAUACAAGGCAAUGCUAAAAAACGCUGAAACGGCGGCAAAUCUUGCAGAGACAGCAAAAACUUUGACAAAGCUUGUCAAAAAGUUGACAGAGCAUGAGGUUAUGAUGAGCAGAAAACAAGGGAAGGAAAUUGAAUCCAGGAGAAAUGACAGUGAAGGUUUG
Molecule: messenger RNA, 9245 nt
Organism: Porites evermanni
Lineage: Eukaryota; Metazoa; Cnidaria; Anthozoa; Scleractinia; Poritidae
Source: the annotation of a GenBank genome assembly